UUUAACAUUUUUUCUGUAGCUCAAAAUUACUUAUUGAUAUUUAAAAUGGCUCAAAAUCGCAAAAAGUAUAAAACCUCACGAGUGCUUAGGGCUCUGAAAAAUACAAAGGGUAGUACUUAUACAGAGAUCGUGAAAGAGAUGACUGAAACAAAAGGUUUUACAAUUGGAGAAGUCAUUGAAGGCCUCACUAUUUCGCAGCAAUAUGUCUCAUUUCCUGCAUUUGGCAACAAAAAGGAACGAGCAAAAACAUACUAUGAAGACUUUCAGUAUCAUGUCUCUAAAAAUAUGAAGUACUGCGAUUUAGUAAAACAAUUCGCUAAAAAAGAAAAUGUUUCCGUAGAAGACAUAUUGAGCGUUCUUGAUAUCCUAGACGAAGAAAAUAAGCAGCUUUCAAAACCAAAGAAAAGAGCAAAUCGUUUCAGGAAAAAAACUGCUGGUCGUAAAGCUAAGCGAAUGAAGGACCACGUGUUAUGCAGGUAUUGCGGCAAACCUAAGAGAUGUAGAUCGAAAUAAAGUGUCCACCUUAUGAAUGCCCUUCAGUUUUAUAUGGACUUUAACACGUUUGAAACCAAAUUACUUUGACUGUUGUAACAAAUUUUUUGUUA
This is a messenger RNA of Teleopsis dalmanni, 605 nucleotides long. RefSeq lists its product as uncharacterized. Bases 46 to 513 code for a protein of 155 amino acids. The record is from RefSeq and is a predicted model, not a curated record. Lineage: Eukaryota; Metazoa; Arthropoda; Insecta; Diptera; Diopsidae. The transcript has 3 exons.